AUGCCUGAGCUCGUGUCCGUUGAUGCCUUAGGGCGCGAUAGUAUUGCAGGUCAGACAGCUCCGGAAAAUGAUACUCGACGGGAUAUGACACCUGUUACACUAACGAAACUCUUGGAGGACCAGACCCAAGUGUUACGCCAUUUGGUUGAGAAACAAGGGGAAGUAAUAGAGUCGCUUGCUGGGUUACAUGGUGUCCUGUCACGGAUUGACAACAGACAAGCAGCAGCUGACCAUACGUGGCAACCGAUCCCUCAAAUACCAGCGUCCAGCUCCAGUGCUUGGAAUCCGCUAUACGACUCGAUGAUGCAGAAGUCGAUCACGCCUGCCGUGGAUCGCUAG
This is a messenger RNA of Stereum hirsutum FP-91666 SS1, 339 nucleotides long. RefSeq lists its product as uncharacterized. Lineage: Eukaryota; Fungi; Basidiomycota; Agaricomycetes; Russulales; Stereaceae. The record is from RefSeq and is a predicted model, not a curated record. Bases 1 to 339 code for a protein of 112 amino acids. The transcript is spliced from 4 exons.